UGUGUUUGUUUAUUUGUUUCGCACGACAAACGAUGAUAUGAAAAUGAACGCAUAUAAACGUGAUGACUGUCUCAGGAGUGUCGGAAUUUCAUAUCGUUAUUGCGACUUGGAAGUUUCAGACAGACAUGCAAGGAAAAGGAAUGAUUACGACUAUGUUCUCAUAAAAGAUAAUUUAGAAAGAUUCAAAACGGUAAAUACUUCAACGUAUGUUGCAGAAAGCGAGCAGUUUACACAUGGUGCUAAAGAUGCUAAUGUGACGACAAAUAGCCUUUAUGAUCAUGUACUCAAAGAUGAAGAGGUUAGCUCAAAACUGAAGGCGCACUGGUUAACUGAAAACGCUGGCGUUAAUACUAGGAUUUCGAGACAAGAUAAUGUAGAUCAAUCGGUACAAAAAAGGAAUCCUGUAGAUGGAAUAAACGGCGAAGGAAUCAGCGACAUAAGCGGUAAAAAGGCUAAAAGAAGAGCCGUCUGUUUUUCGUAUGAAGAGACAGAUACUGCAAAAAUGGUUUCACCAUUGGUUACCAGAACAGGAAGCAAAUUUGCGGUGACGGUACAGAAAACACCUCCAGCAGUAAGAGGCAAACUAGUUGGCGAUCGGAACUUGACAAUCGAAGCGGACAAGCUUGUUAUAUAAGAUAUGGAUACGAGCGAAUCCAUAAAUGCAUUUCCGUUUACAUGGAUACGGAUUUUGGGUCGUAAAGGACAUCAUUUAUUUUAUUUCGAUGUCGGAAAACAAUGCGAACUCGGGGAGGGAACGAUUUUUAUCGUUAACCACACAGACAGCGCGGGGAAUUGUAAGCAAAUAUACGACUUGCUCGUUGCCAGUAUACAUAAUGUGUAACGUAGAUAACAUAAUAACAUUUACUGGUAUAAUGCCAGAAAAAAAUAUAAUUACUCAACUCAUGACACGCUUAAUUUAUGUUAGUUUAGUAACUCCCGUCCAAUAUUCGGAAUUCUAGAUAAAGACAUAAAAAUUAAUUAUAUGUAUAUACAUGUAUUAUAUGUG
Molecule: messenger RNA, 1006 nt
Organism: Dreissena polymorpha
Lineage: Eukaryota; Metazoa; Mollusca; Bivalvia; Myida; Dreissenidae
Exons: 3
Coding region: 38-634 (198 amino acids)
Source: RefSeq, a predicted model, not a curated record